This is a messenger RNA of Aspergillus melleus, 1655 nucleotides long. RefSeq lists its product as uncharacterized. Gene Ontology annotation, molecular function: D-arabinose 1-dehydrogenase [NAD(P)+] activity. Lineage: Eukaryota; Fungi; Ascomycota; Eurotiomycetes; Eurotiales; Aspergillaceae. The transcript has a single exon. Gene Ontology annotation, cellular component: cytosol. Gene Ontology annotation, biological process: dehydro-D-arabinono-1,4-lactone biosynthetic process. The record is from RefSeq and is a predicted model, not a curated record. Bases 314 to 1513 code for a protein of 399 amino acids.
CCGUUCCUUCGGCGACUUUUGCGCUCUUCAGCCUUCUGGAAUUCAUCCGGCCUUCACACAUCCACAUCGAGCACGCUAAUCCAUUCCUCCUGAGCAGUCACACCUAGUGCGGCAGGAAACACCGCUAUCUCGGACCUACUUAUCUUGCUCCACCACGAAUCGGUCAAUUCCAGGCAAUCCCUGCAGGCGGGGUCGUUUUCGUCCGGCUGUGUGAUCAACAGCACCGGCGCUCAUUUGCAAAGGUCGAACUUUCUGCAGCUUUUAUAACACCCCAGAAAUCACCUUUCGGAUCAGGGAUACACGCCGAGGAAUCAUGGAAAUCGACCAGCCCGAUCGCACGAUGGACGCGCCAGACCAUUCCCGCCAGCUGGAGCUUCCUCCGAUUAUUCUCGGUGGUGCUGGGUUCAGUUACCAGAUCCAUCCGGAUCCAAAGAGCAUCCCAAUCCCCGAAAUUAUUCGCCGAGCGUUCGACGUGGGAAUGAGAGCAAUUGAUACAUCGCCGUACUACGAGCCAUCCGAGCAAUUACUAGGUGAAGCACUUGCCAGCCCUGAGGUGACCGACAAAUACUCCCGCAGCGAUUAUAUCUUGAUGACCAAGGCCGGCAGAAUAUCCGCCGACCAGUUUGAUUACUCCGCAGAAUGGAUUCAAAAGUCGGUUCAAAGGUCGUUGGAACGACUGGGCACUUCCUAUCUGGAUGUUGUUUUCUGCCACGACGUUGAAUUUGUCUCGAUGGAGGAAGCUAUCGAGGCUGUUGGUGCCCUUUUCGAGCUCUCUGAAAAAGGCCAAGUGAGAUUUGUGGGUAUCUCCGGUUACUCCAUCGACCGUCUGGUGCGCAUUGCGCAUACCGUUCAGAAACAAUAUAAUCGACCCCUCGACAUUGUCCAGAAUUGGGCGCAAAUGACCCUGCAGAACACCCGGCUGGAGCGGUACGGUAUUCCUGCCUUGCGUGGCGCCGGAGUCUCUACGAUAUGCAGUUCGAGUCCGCUAGCAUCGGGUCUAUUGCGAGCUGGCGAUGUACCCUCUGGCAAACUUGGAGAUUGGCACCCGGCGCCCGAUGGGCUUCGCAGCGCGGUGAAGCAGGCAUCUAACUGGGUUGAAAAGCAAGGGUCGACUCUGGCCGGCCUUGCACUUCGGUUCUCUCUUGCCAGGGCAAACAGAGCGUCCAAGGACGGGGUUUCUGUUCACACUAUUUUGGGAAUCUGCUCGCUCAGUGACAUUGAAAGCAAUGUCCACGCUGCGCAAACCAUUUUCCAAGCCAAACAAGAAUCAGAUGAAGUGGACAUUUCUGCUUUGCAAGAUAUCAACGAGGAAAUUGAACGAGUCGAUCUUGGGCUCUGCCACAGAGUCCGUGGCAUGUUGGGAGAAUGGGUGGAAUACGACUUUGAGACGGGUAAGAAGGAGUCGAAAGUGCCCCUGUGGCGGCGUCGCGAGUUUUUCGCAGUUGUAAUACUCUCUCUGCCUAUGCUGGUCUGGUCCAGUGGCUUCAACCCUGUUGCUUGGUGGCACAGAUGAUCUGGCAUCGCUUUGCUACCUUCUGGCUGGUUUAUGCGCGGAACUGUGAUGCAUCAGGUCCCUUCAAGAUUGACUGCACCGGACAUACUUCAAGCUAUUUUGGUACAUAUUGUACCUGCCUAGAAUUUAGAUUUUGGUUUUU